UUCUAAAUAAAUUUGAUUUUAUCUUUUCUUAGUUUGAAAAAAAUGAAACAUUUUAAUAUGAAAAGAGAAUAUUCAAAAACGUGGAAAUCGUUGGACAGAAUAAACGAGAUCAUAAUGUUUUCCUGUGCUCUAAAGUUUUUGAUAUAUACAUUGUAACAUUGAAUUCCGACCAAACUUCACUUCUCUUUAUCUCUCUCUCUAAAUUAUUAUUAUGAUUACUAUUGAAUAUUAAUUAUCCCUCACUUUUGUUGCCUGCGGAAAACUAAGAGAAUUAUGAGGCCCAAUGCGAUGAUCAUUCCUAUGAUGAUUCUGCUAUUUCCAUUCACCUCAUUUGCAGAUCCAAGAGCUCAGGUUAUCAAGCUCAUCUGCGGCAAACAAAUCGAGCAAAACGCCACCAUUAACAUGGCAAACUUCAUAUCCACCAUGGACAAAAUAACCGUCCAAAUGCAAGCUUCGGGCCACGGCGCGGCGGCCACGGGCUCGGGCCGCCACGCCAGCUACGGGCUGGCACAAUGCUACGGCGACCUCUCGCCGGCCGACUGCACCCUUUGCUACAUCGAGGCCCGAAACAUUAUGCCUCGGUGCUACCCCUCCAAUGGAGCCCGGGUCUACCUCGAGGGCUGCUUCCUCCGGGCCCAAAACUAUAGCUUCUAUCACGAGUACUCGGGCCCGGACGACGGGCCCGUAUGCGGGAACCGAACCCGGGACGACCCGGGAUUCGAGGAAUCUCUAGGAAAGGCCCUGUCGCGGGCGGUCUUGGCCGCAUCGGGGAACGUGCGGUACGCGCGGGCCGAGGUGGCGGUGGUCGGGGCUGUAAAUAAAUCAAUCCACGUGCUAGCCGAUUGUUGGAGGACGAUCGGUGCUAGCGCUUGUCGGGCUUGUCUCGAGAAUGCUUCUGCGUCCGCCCUCGGGUGCCUGCCUGCAUCCCGUGGGAGGGCCCUCAACACGGGGUGCUUCGUUGAAUACUCUGAUUCUGAUUUCAUGAACCCCGUGUCUCGGAGUGGAAGUUCAAGUGUGAGUGUUAUAAUCAAUGUGAUUGUAGCUGUGAGUGGAGCAGCUCUUUUGACAAUUGGAGCCAUUAUUGGAGUUUAUUUGUGGAAAAAGAGGAAUAUUGAGAAGAAUAGAAAAGAUCAUGAUGCUGAAAAUUUAUUGAAGAACCUUAACCACAACAGCUUGUACUUCAAAUAUUCGACCCUCGAUAGAGCUACGAACUCUUUCGAUGAAGCGAACAAGCUCGGACAGGGCGGAUUUGGCACAGUUUAUAAGGGAGUGUUAGCUGAUGGAAGAGAGAUUGGUGUGAAGAGGCUUUUGUUGAACUACAAACACAGAGCAACAGACUUCUACAAUGAAAUAAACAUGAUCAGUAGUUUGGAGCACAAGAAUUUAGUCAGAUUGUUGGGUUGCAGCUGCUCCGGACCCGAAAGCCUUCUCGUUUACGAAUUUUGCCCCAACAAGAGCCUCGAUGGCUUCAUCUUCGAUUUAGACAAAGGUAAAGAAUUAAAUUGGGAGAAGAGGUUGAAGAUCAUUGUGGGAACAGCAGAGGGGUUAGUCUACCUCCAUGAAAACACAACAACAAGAAUCAUACACAGAGACAUCAAAGCAAGCAAUGUCCUCUUGGACUCGAGAAUGCGCGCGAAAAUCGCAGAUUUCGGGCUGGCCCGAUCCUUCCAAGAAGAUCAGAGUCAUAUCAGCACAGCCAUAGCAGGGACAUUGGGAUACAUGGCCCCGGAGUACUUGGCCUACGGCCAACUGACGGAGAAGGCCGAUGUUUAUGGUUUUGGUGUGCUCGUGCUGGAGAUUGUCACCGGUAGAAGGAACAACGAGGGCGAGAGCUCGGAUUACACGGAAAGCUUGCUUAAUCGAGCAUGGAAGCAUUUCAAGCAAGGAACAGCCGAACAACUCGUGGACCCCAACCUAAUGGUAGGCGAGGGGAACGAGAUCAACGAGAUCAACGAGAUGCUACGAGUCGUUCAAGUAGGGCUAGUGUGCGCCCAGGAAAUCCCGUCAUCGCGCCCGUCCAUGUCUAAGGCGCUACUGAUGCUAGAGGCAAAAGAGCAGCCUCCAUCACCAAGCAACCCUCCUUUCAUGGACAAGGAGACUAUGGAGUUCCAUUACACGAGCCGAGGCACGUCCCUCAGCCACGGGCGGGGCGAUGAUGAUGCCUCGAUCGCCACCAUUUCCCACAGUGUUUUCCUUCCCAGGUGAUGAUGAUUGAUGAUAUGAGCUGCUCGGUUUCUAUGCUUCAUUUUCAGCAACAUGCAAGACUCAAAAACUGUCUCAGGCAUUUUAACAAACACUUUGUGAACAUCCUGAUUUUUACUAAAAUGAAAUGCUACUCGAUUUAAA
Molecule: messenger RNA, 2346 nt
Organism: Salvia miltiorrhiza (redroot sage)
Lineage: Eukaryota; Viridiplantae; Streptophyta; Magnoliopsida; Lamiales; Lamiaceae
Product: cysteine-rich receptor-like protein kinase 2
Exons: 8
Coding region: 274-2205 (643 amino acids)
Biological process (GO): protein phosphorylation
Molecular function (GO): protein kinase activity; ATP binding
Source: RefSeq, a predicted model, not a curated record